This is a messenger RNA of Pediculus humanus corporis (human body louse), 1488 nucleotides long. RefSeq lists its product as uncharacterized. The coding region runs from base 1 to 1488 and encodes 495 amino acids. The transcript has 6 exons. NCBI's taxonomy places the organism in Eukaryota, Metazoa, Arthropoda, Insecta, Psocodea, Pediculidae. Gene Ontology annotation, cellular component: MKS complex. The record is from RefSeq and is a predicted model, not a curated record. Gene Ontology annotation, biological process: cilium assembly.
AUGAAUGUGAAUCUGAAUAUACGACGGGUGUUAAAACCAGUUAAAAAUUGGUUUAUACCACUUCCAAACUUUGAGGCGGAAGAUUUUCCCAAAACUAUUUCAUUCGCAGAAGAGGAACAAAAUUAUGAAAAAGAAGAAUAUGUUUUUCAUUGGCAAGAAAAAGUUUUUAAUAAAAGUGAAUUUGUCAAAUUCAAAGAUUCAGACAAGAAAGGAGAGCUCGAUGUUAAAUAUUGCCAUAGCAAUCUCAAAGGAGAUUUCAGUCAAAAAAAACUUCCUGAAAAACUUUUUAGUUUUGUAGAUGUUGAUAAUUUUUCAAUCGAUGAAAAUGUUUUUUGUAUGCCUUUUAAUACAAAAAAAACUUUGAAAAUCGAUUUUAAAAAUAGCAAUAAGAAGCUUGAAAAAAUACCAAAAUCUAAAAUAAUAAGUUAUCCAAAUUUCAAAAAUAAAUUAAACUCAACCAAGAGCCCUUCUCAAAAAAUGUUUAUUAUGAUUGAUUUAAAUUCAAACAAUGGAGAUGAUGAAAAUAAUGAAAAUAAUUAUGAAGUUUUAUGCAUGUUAAAUUAUAAUGAUUCGAAUAAUUUGUUGGAGAUGACCCCACAAUUUUCAAAAUCUGAAUCUAAGCCAUAUUUAUUAGAGACGGGAAAUGGGGAUAAUAAAAAAUCUUUUUAUUAUUGGUUAUUUCAUGCUUCAAACGACAUUACAAACGAAAUGAAAAAAUUACAUAUUGGAUCUGAUUUUUUUUCCGGAGAUUCAAAUAAUCUAUACACAACAGUACUGGGUGACAUAAUAAGUGCCAAAAAUUUCGAAUACAGUAAUCUUUACAUUAAAUAUUUUGUUAAAAUGCCUCCAGAAUGGGAAAUUUUCAACUCUGAUGAUUUAUUCGGAAUAACUCACAUUUCAAAACAAAACUCUCGCGGAACGGCAUAUUUUUCUCAUUUAUUCGAAUUUAAUUUAUAUGCAAAUCUUCAGUUAUUUAAAGUAUCGUUACCCGAAAUUAUAUUUGAAGUUUUAUCAAUUGAUAAUUACAAUAGAUACAGGCACGAAGGUUACACAUACGUUUCUUUACCUCAUUCUCCAGGAAUGUAUGAAUUUAAUUUAAAAUGCUGGAGAGCCGCUGAUAAAAAAAUUAGGUCAAAAUUAGAAAGAUUUUUUAUAGGAGGAGGAUCCGAGUUGGAAGAUAUUUUUUACGUGGGUCUUUCAAAUUAUCCCAAAGCAGAAUUAGUGAGUAGAUUCGGUUUUGAAACGAUACCUUCCGGUGAAAUAAAUUUAAAAUUAAGUAUUUUACAUCAAUCGGAAUUUUUAAAAAAAAAUGAAAUCGAUCCAGAAUUUACGAUUGGGAAUAAUAAUAAAAAAAAUAAAGAUUUUAUUUUAUCCAGUCUUAAUUCUGUUCUCGAAGCAUUUAGAAAAGCAAGAUCUCGUAUGCUGGAAGCAAAAAAAGAUUUGGAAUCACAAUUUAGUAAUAUUAACCUCGACGUACGUACCUUAUAA